Messenger RNA from Triticum urartu, 1195 nucleotides. RefSeq names its product elongation factor. Lineage: Eukaryota; Viridiplantae; Streptophyta; Magnoliopsida; Poales; Poaceae. The record is from RefSeq and is a predicted model, not a curated record.
UACUCCUGGUUCGGAGCACGGCACCAACCAAACCCCCAAUCGAGCACGCCGUCCACUUCCGAGGUCGCGUGCGUGGAUAGGGUUUGCGUCGCCGCCGUCCCGCCGACUGCGCCUCCCCCCUCACCGUCGCGCCAGCGCCGGGGAGACCAGGCCACCACCAGCCGAGCCACCGAUCGAUCGAUCGAUCGACCGGGGCGGUGAUGGCGCACCAGAUCCCCAAGGUCGCCCACACCCUCGUCGAGAUCGCCGAGGUCGCGCGCUACGCCUACGAGCACCGCUCCGGCCACGCCCCGGACCACGACGGCGCCACGGCGCUGGCCGCCGACGGGGAGGAGGCCGCGCGGCUGCGGGCGGAGAACGCCGUCCUCCGCGCCCGCCUCGCGGACGACCUCGCCCUCCUCCGCGAGCUUCAGGGCGCGCCCUUUGUUUCCCAGGAGUGCCCUCCCGACUUGCAUAAUCGUCUUGUAGCAUCAGUCAACAAUGCUGGCUUCCUUGCUCAUCUUGAGAAAGUACGAGAUGAGCCGCUGCAUCAACAUACCAAACUAUCUAUUGGCGGUGUGACAGAGGUGGAUAUUGGAGAUAUUCCUUACACAAAAGAUGAGGGGAAGACUGGGUCAUGGCUCUUGGUUUCCUGUGAUACUGCUGGGGGCAAUCUGGAGGAAAUUAGUGGAAUUGAUGACGAAAAUUAUGUGAUGGUUAAUGAAGAUGACAUCGUCGAUGCUAUUGCUACCUUUGUUGCUAGGUGCAUUCUUGAAGAUCCAAAGUCCAAGUCAUUAUCAUCGAAAGAGCUGCAAAAGGCUGUUGCAACGGCAUUGAGCAGCAUGACAGACCGGAAGAAAUGGAUAAGUUUCUGGGAGGCUGGAAAGGUGAUCUACAUACUGGCAACUUGGGGGAUCACAAUAGCAGGGCUGUACAGGAGUCGUGCAGUCCUGAAAAUGGCAGCCAAAGGAGCUGUCGUCUCCACCAAAUUUAUCAUGAAGGCAUUGUGAGGUGCCAAGUGCCAGUGAAUGGUGGCAUCAUGAUCACACGCAACGGUCCGCAAAUUGUAAAUACAAACUCAUUGUGUCAACUGUACAUAUGUGUUGUGUGAUAUGAUUUAUCUGAGAACUAUCCGUUGGUCAGAUGUGCUGUAACUUCUGAAAUGAUAAUGAUGUCUCUCAUCCUGUAUGAAUAAUGGGGAACUAUCUGCUUGUCA